Messenger RNA from Exophiala oligosperma, 1215 nucleotides. RefSeq lists its product as uncharacterized. Lineage: Eukaryota; Fungi; Ascomycota; Eurotiomycetes; Chaetothyriales; Herpotrichiellaceae. The record is from RefSeq and is a predicted model, not a curated record. The coding region runs from base 1 to 1215 and encodes 404 amino acids. The transcript has a single exon.
AUGGCCUCCUCGAACACACCUUUCAACCAAGUCAAGACUUCGAAGCCUCCUGCUGUUGAGCCGCGAGCCCAGCCAUACUCACAAUCUCCCGACCUUUCGCUUGAGCCUGCCACGCUCCUCGAAUAUGUUCAAACUGCAUAUCUCAAUGCUGACGAGUGGAAGGGGCCUCUGACGAUGGCUCAAUACCUCGACAGAGAAACAUACCUGCAGGAGGUCGAGCUCACAGAAAAUGGUGGCAUCACUGGGUGGAUUCUGACUUCUGCUACCCUGCCAGUAAAUCCCGAUGGAUCUCGGCCUAUCCUUGCUUCGUGUGAGAGUAUCCAUGUACGCGGCUAUAUUGCGCGGGGAGGAAAACUUGAAAGAGUUCGUGCGCAUGGCAUUGCUUCUGUCUAUACACGGCCUGAGUACCGCGGAAAGGGUUAUGCUGGCCGCAUGAUGGCUGAUUUGGGCAAGAGACUGGAAACUUGGGGACAACCUGAACAACAAAGGAGUCCUUUCUCCGUCCUCUUCUCUGACAUUGGGCCAAACUUCUAUGCCAAACACGGCUGGAAAGUCUUCCCCAGCAACCAUAUUCAUUUGGCGCCAGUCGACCGUCUGACCUAUGACACUACAAGGACGGCUUUGCCAGUCGUUGAAGACUUGACGCUUUCGGACUUGCAGCAAAUUCCCGCAGCCGACUACCUUGAACAGCGACUUUUAGCACAAUCAAGAGACAAUCCAGACUCAACAUUCGUCUCCAUUCGUCCUGAUAUGGCGCACUUCAUAUGGCAUUUUGUGCGUGAUGAAUUCCAGACCAAGUUACUGGGGAAAGGGGACCCCAAGAUCAAGGGUGCAAUUCAUCGCGACACUGGCAUUGCCUUGGUCUGGUGUCGAGUCUACGCUGCACAAGAAAAGGACUUCCAAUUGCAUAUCCUGCACAGCAUCAUUCCGGAUUCGGUUAGGCACUCGCCAAAGGCACAAGCCGCAAUGGCAGCUUUACUCUUGAGAGCGCAACUGGAAGCGAAUCUAUAUGGUAUGACAGCCGGUGUCGAAGUAUGGGAUCCGUCUGACUUGACGAUAUCUGCGGCACAACAUUUGCGCGGAGAGGAGCAAGGCCGGGUAGAGGUUGUCACAAGAGACAAGGAACACUUAUGCAGUCUACGCUGGACUGCUAACCCCUCGGGUCAGGACCAAGACCUUGUCUGGCUAGCGAAUGAAAAAUAUGCCUGGUGUUAG